Corylus avellana is the source of this 1181-nucleotide messenger RNA. It is a transcript of the gene LPPGAMMA, whose product is annotated as Phosphatidic acid phosphatase (PAP2) family protein. Gene Ontology annotation, cellular component: intracellular membrane-bounded organelle; endoplasmic reticulum membrane. Gene Ontology annotation, biological process: lipid biosynthetic process; protein N-linked glycosylation. The record is from RefSeq and is a predicted model, not a curated record. Gene Ontology annotation, molecular function: dolichyldiphosphatase activity. Lineage: Eukaryota; Viridiplantae; Streptophyta; Magnoliopsida; Fagales; Betulaceae.
CUUAAAAGCCUAAAAGAGACCCCUCUCUCCCUCAACAACUCUUUUGUCUCAGAGCACCAGAGCAGAGAUCUGGUAAUCAGCUAUAAAUCAAAACCCAAUUUCUUUAGGUGUCUCGCUCGCUAUUCGUCAUGGCGACGCUGCCACUGAAGGCUUUGACGCUGACCCACGUGCGGUACCAGAGGGGGGAUCCGCUGGGGUACUUCCUAGCGUGGGUCUCGCUAGUGCCGGUCUUCAUCAGCCUUGGCGGAUUCGUCUCGCACUUCUUCUUCCGGCGCGAGCUCCAGGGCAUGUUCUUCGCUCUGGGCCUCAUAAUCUCGCAGUUCAUCAACGAGUUCGUCAAGACAUCGGUCGAGCAGGCUCGCCCCGAGACCUGCGCUCUGCUCGAGACGUGCGACUCUCACGGCUGGCCCUCCAGCCACUCCCAGUACAUGUUCUUCUUUGCUGUGUAUUUUACGCUGUUGACGUGUAAAGGGAUUGGGUUCUGGGACACGACGAACAAGUGGGUUGUGAAUUUUUGGCCUUGGUCUCUUGCAUUUUUCACUAUGUAUUCUAGGGUGUAUUUGGGGUACCAUACCGUUGCCCAAGUCUUCGCUGGGGCUAUUCUGGGGGUCUUUCUUGGGGCCCUGUGGUUCUGGGUGGUGAAUUCUGUGCUUUCCCCUUACUUUCCGGCCAUCGAGGAGAGCGCAUUUGGGAGGAUGUUCUAUAUUAAGGAUACGUCUCAUAUACCCAAUGUGUUGAAGUUCGAGUACGACAAUGCCAGGGCUGCGAGGAAAAACUUGGCUUCCAAGAGCAAUUAAACCAUGAAAUUCAUCUGGAUGCCUCAUCAGCUAGGUGCUUUGCAGGAUAUUGGUUUAGCAAUAGGACUGGCAUAUUGUUUUUUGAUGGUAAGUGAAACGUGCACCUGAUGGGUUUUGAAGCCCCAACCACACCCUCUGCCGUGUACUUUUAUGGGGAGGAGGAGGAGGAGGUGUCAUUUGAGCUUGAGCUCAUUGGCAACUGGCAUACUUUUACACGUAAAAUAGAUCACUGUUUAUGGAUUUAUUCUGUUUUAUAGUUUAUUGACAGUUGAGGAAAAGCAUUCCAGAAGGAGCAAUAUGCUGGCCCCCAACUAUAAUAAAUUUUGAUUUGGUUUGUAUCUGUCUUAAGUUAACGGUCCUCGAAAAUAAAUAGGUUAUUUUUCU